UUCUUUUCUGCUCCUCAGUAAUUGGCCGCUGGAGAACAUUUUCCUCCGCAAAGAAGGUGUCCAGGGAUGGAGUCGAUGCCCGGUCAGCUUGCAGCGGGACGAGACAGCAGCUCUUCCCCGGUUCUGAAAGCGGACGCGGCGCAGAACUUUCCGGGUCACAGCGGCUCCUUGAAACCGAACCAAGUGAGCGAGACGUCCCUGUACGGGGUCCCGAUCGUGUCCCUGGUCAUCGACGGCAAGGAGAGGCUGUGCCUGGCGCAGAUCUCCAGCACGCUGCUGAAAAACUACAGCUACAACGAGAUCCACAACCGGCGCGUGGCGCUGGGCAUCACGUGCGUGCAGUGCACGCCGGUGCAGCUGGAGCUCCUGCGGCGCGCCGGCGCCAUGCCCAUCUCCUCCCGGCGCUGCGGCAUGAUCACCAAGCGCGAGGCCGAGCGGCUCUGCAAGUCGUUCCUGGGCGCGCACUCGCCCCCGAAACUCCCAGAAAACUUCGCCUUCGACGUGUCCCACGAGUGCGCGUGGGGCUGCAGGGGCAGCUUCAUUCCCGCCAGGUACAACAGCUCGCGCGCAAAGUGCAUCAAGUGCACGUUCUGCAGCAUGUACUUCUCCCCCAACAAGUUCAUCUUCCACUCGCACCGGACGCCUGAGUCCAAGUACCUGCAGCCGGACGCGGCCAACUUCAACUCGUGGCGGCGCCACCUGAAGCUGACGGAGCGGAAGCCGUCCGACGACAUCAACCACGCGUGGGAGGACGUCAAAGCCAUGUUCAACGGCGGCAGCAGGAAACGGACCCUGCCCAUCUCCGGCUCCGGGGUGUCCUCCGCCUCCUCCUUCAAGUCCCAGAGGUCCUCCGGCCUUACACCCGCCGCCUCUCCGGAGAUCCCCCACAAGGCUUUGCGCUGCGACGAGGAGCACGGCAGCAGCAACGUGAGUUUGGCGGGAGGCGCGCGGGGCUUUCCGGUGAUCCCGGUACCCAGUAAGAGUUUCAGCAUGCUGCAGAAGAUCCCCCCGCCCCUGUUCCCCGCCCACCCCUACGGCUUCUCCGGGUACGGCCUGUGUCCGAAGAAGGCCGACGGCGUGGAAAUGAACAAAUCCAACGUUCCCGUGUUCUGGCCCGGCACCAAGGACGCACUGUACCCGGCCUUCCCGGUGUUCUGGCCCGCCGCGGGCGGCCUCCCCCUGCCGCCCUACCCGGGCUCCACCCCCAAACCCCCCGCCGAGCUGCCGGCGGUCCGGCAGAGUGAGCUGGAUUUACCGGACCAAAGUGACCGGAUCUCAAACACGCCCAAAGACAGCAGCAGCCAUCAUCAUCAUCAUCAUCAUCAUCAGGAGCAGGAAGCGGAGCGCUGCCCCGGGUCCCGGUCCGCCAGUAGGACCGACGACGACCGGUCCGGGGACGAGGGACCUCAGAGGAGGAGCAGCUACGUGUCGGCCUUCAGGCCGGUGGUCAAAGACGCGGAGACCAUCGCCAAACUCUACGGGAACCGUGAGUGCUACGGCGCGCGCACGGGGUACCUGUCCCCGGACUUCGUGUGCAGCGAAAGCUCCAGUUACAGGUCCGCGUCUCCGGACCGGGACAGCGUGGAGGACGACGACGACCCCGACGUGGACGUGGAGUCGAACCGGGGCCCCGAAGAGGACGACCUGAUCCGGAUUGUGGCGGGAGGGGAUCAGCCCUGCUCCCCGGUCACGGACCGGAUCUCACCUGGAGCCGAGGAGUUCCAGGAGCAGCCGGGCAGCCCGACAGAGGAGGACCCGGCGCAGACCGGCUCCUCGGACGAGGACAGACAGGUUCGAGGGUCCCCCGUUCACGAGGUGUCAGAGGAAAACGAUGCUGUUUCCAACGAGUUUUCAUUGUUUGGACCGAAACAAUCCAGCAGAUCAAACGAUGAGUCUGAAGCGCAGAGUCCCGUGUUCUGUCCCGAGUCAAAACACAGACAAGCUGACGGAUCUUUACGUAUUGACAUCAGCGUGCGUCAGAGAGAUCUGGACAACAUGGCUAAAGAAGAGUUGCAGAAGCAGCUUGUGGAACAAGUGGAGCUCAGGAAGAAACUGGAGAGGGAGUUUCAACACCUGAAAGAUAAUUUUCAGGAUCAAAUGAAGCGUGAGCUGUCCUACCGGGAGGAAAUGGUCCAGCAGCUGCAGAUUGUCCGAGACACAUUGUGCGGCGAGUUGGAUCAGGAGAGAAAGACUCGUUAUGCAAUACAACACAAGCUGAAAGAAGCUCACGACGCACUGCACCAUUUCUCCUGCAAGAUGCUGACGCCUCGACAGUGCACCGGAGCCUGCACCUUCAAACCGCCGCUGCUGCCACCGUAGGACUGAGACCAGCCUCCGCCUGACCUCGGGGCGGCCUCCGCCUGACCUCAGCACAGCCAAAAACACACAGGUCCGCCUCCAGCGCUCUCACAUGUCCCCAGCUGUGAGAUGAGGACGGCCCGCUGUACAGACCCUCUGACCGUUGAAGCACUCGAGACUGGACGGGGCGGCCGUGACCCCGCCUGAACUCUUCAGAGAUCAGAAUGUACCCGAGUCCUUUUUUGGUUCUGAAUCAAAGGCUCCCGUGCACAUCAGAAAAAUGCUGAAACCAAGGAGAAGCUCUGCAAAGAAAAAACACUAUAUACAUAUUUAUAUCUCUAAUAUCAUGUGAUGAUGUGCAAUGGCUCGUAUAAUUGUGAGAGUUAACGAUGUCAUGAGUUGACUUUGGUUGCUUGUUUGAAUAUACUGAGUUUU
Thalassophryne amazonica is the source of this 2733-nucleotide messenger RNA. RefSeq names its product SKI family transcriptional corepressor 1 homolog-B-like. The coding region runs from base 67 to 2319 and encodes 750 amino acids. Gene Ontology annotation, biological process: negative regulation of BMP signaling pathway; negative regulation of transcription by RNA polymerase II. Gene Ontology annotation, cellular component: transcription regulator complex; nucleus. Gene Ontology annotation, molecular function: SMAD binding; RNA polymerase II cis-regulatory region sequence-specific DNA binding; DNA-binding transcription factor activity, RNA polymerase II-specific. Lineage: Eukaryota; Metazoa; Chordata; Actinopteri; Batrachoidiformes; Batrachoididae. The record is from RefSeq and is a predicted model, not a curated record. The transcript has 9 exons.